Adineta ricciae is the source of this 891-nucleotide messenger RNA. The record is from the annotation of a GenBank genome assembly. Lineage: Eukaryota; Metazoa; Rotifera; Eurotatoria; Adinetida; Adinetidae.
AUGGGUAAUCAACAGCAAACAGGUCGUACACGUAGUGAUACGUAUACACGCUAUGAACGCGAUGGAGAAGAUGGUCGUUAUGUGACACUUGAUCACAGCGAUUCAGGAACAAACAGUCAUUUAGCAUCAGUCGAUGAGCGAGUCUCACCAAGACAUGAUAGUAGCUUACCAAUACGUAUUCGUAAUCAACGUCAGAUGCAACAGCAUCACACACAACAAGCAGUCCAAGCAGAAAUGCAAAACGAAAAGAAAACGAUUCCAGUUGUAUUUAAAUAUCCUGCUUCACCUAAAGACAAAGAAGCUUUACUAGUUGGUUCAUUCACCAAUUGGAAAGAAACCAUUGUCAUGGUUAAAAGCGAUAAUGAUUUUGUUGCCAUUCUGGAACUGCCAGAAGGUAAACAUGAAUAUAAAUUUUAUAUUGAUGGUCGAUGGGAAUACGAUUUAAAUGAGCCAUCUAUUGAUGACGGUCAUAAUGGCCGUAAUAACGUUGUCACUGUUAAAAAGAGUGAUUUCGAAGUUAUGGAGGCACUUACAUCAGACUCAAUUCUAACUAGUAAUCAAAAUGCAAGUGUGAAUAAACAACAAUCCGAAGAUCCGGAUAUGGCUCGUUCACCUCCAGGUGCCUAUGAUCAAACUGGGCCACCGCUAAAUCGUGACGACUUUUCACCAUCCGAUAAACCACCAUUUUUGCCACCACAUCUACUAAACAUUAUUCUCAAUAAAGAUACGGCUGCACAUUAUGAACCGGCAUUGUUACCGGAGCCCAACCAUGUCAUGUUGAAACAUCUCUAUGCAUUAUCCAUUCGUGAUGGUGUAAUGGUAUUGAGUACAACAACACGUUACAAACAAAAAUUUGUGACAACAUGUUUCUAUAAACCAACAGGAAAAUAA